Molecule: messenger RNA, 2520 nt
Organism: Leguminivora glycinivorella
Lineage: Eukaryota; Metazoa; Arthropoda; Insecta; Lepidoptera; Tortricidae
Product: zinc finger protein 484-like
Exons: 8
Coding region: 87-1889 (600 amino acids)
Cellular component (GO): nucleus
Molecular function (GO): zinc ion binding
Source: RefSeq, a predicted model, not a curated record
GGAUUGUCGUAAAUUUUGUAAAAAUAUCGAAUACAUACAGUGUUUUAUCCAACUAAAAUUCGCAUUAUAUUUAAAUUCGUUCAAUAAUGACGGAAAUAUGGAGUUUAGAUGCACUUUGUCGAUGUUGUCAUGCAGACGGUGAUUUCAAAGAUUUACGAUCCGUGUAUGUUUUCGAUGAUACGCCAGAAAGUUACCUUAACAUGUUACUGGAGACCUUGGGAGUCACUAUAAAACUUCCAUCAGUAGAAGCGAGCUACUCCAUUUGCGAUGCAUGUAUCCUGGAGCUCCGCAACGCUACCAACUUUAAGAAGAAGGUUCUGGAAUGCGAGACAAAGUUUGAAGAAUAUUGCAAAAAUGAGUUGUCACAGACAAGUUACGAUAUAAAGACUGAACCGGAAUAUUUAGAUGACUUUGAUAACAAUGAUUAUGAUUAUGGUGAUGCUGAUGAAGUUAAGGACGGUAGUAAAAAUCUAGAAUUCACUGAAACAACUGUCAAGAGGCCAGCCAAAAACAUUAAGAAAGAAAAAGAAUCUGAUAACAGCCACUUAGAAAUUGCAAUAGACGUGAAACCAAAGAUAGAGGGUAAACCGAAGAAGAGAAACAAAACAUCCAUCAAAGGUAAAUCAUCAAAAACCAAGCCCAAAGUAAAAGAAGAGGAAUCCUUAGUAGUAACAGUAAAAACAGAGACGGGGGAGCUAUACUCCUGUAAAACCUGCGGCGCAAACUAUGAACACCUGGAUCAGCUCAACCAACAUAUUAACAUAGAUCAUUUCAACGGGUACAAAUGCAUGUACUGUCCCGAAACCUUCAAAAUCGAGAAUAGGUACAAAGUGCAUAAUCGAUUAGUACACAAUGAUUUAAAACCAUUCCCCUGCGAGCACUGUGGAAGAAAAGUAGCGUCCAAAACUUCGCUCCUAGAGCAUAUAAAUUCUGUGCAUACUAAAGAAAUAUAUUUCCAAUGCGAUGUGUGUCAGAAGAAAUUCCAUCAUAAACAAGUGCUGAGGAUACAUUUGAAGAAACAUGACGGUACUUUCAGAAAAUUAAUUUGUGAGCAAUGUGGGGUAGGCUGCAAUGACAAGACAAAUCUAAGAUAUCAUGUUUUGACAGUUCACGAGAAGAUCAGGAUGUUCAAUUGUCAAGAAUGUGAUAAGAAAUUUUCUGCCAUGAAACAUUUGAAGGUGCAUAUGAGGUUUCACACAGGGGAAAGACCAUACGAGUGCGAUAUAUGUAAUAAUGCUUUCAUUUCACAAGACGCGCUGACUGUCCACAAAAAGGGACACACGAAAGAUGGUUACAAAUGUAAGAAUUGUGACAAAGUGUUCCCUACUAGAGGCUUAUACGCGUCUCAUUAUAGAAAACAUGUUAGUACUAAGCCAUUUAAAUGUCAUUUAUGUUAUAAGGAAUUUGCUGGCAAAUACUCUUUAAAUCGACAUUUACUUGAGCAUACCGGGGCCCGACCAUUUGUAUGCUCAAUCUGUGGUAAAGCCUUCACACAGAAAGCUCAACUAGUUAGACAUAACAGACGUUUACACGACCCUAAUAAACCAGAAGUGAUCAAAGAAAAGUGUAAUUUGUGCAAAAGGACAGUUCCCAAUUUAGAGAAACAUAUGUUAGCGCAUACUAACAAGCCAUAUCCUUGUCAUUUGUGUGAGAAGAGAUAUCCGGAGCAGAAUGCCUUGAACAGACAUCUACAGAGACAUACUGGGGUCAAGCCGCAUCAAUGUCAAUUAUGUGACAAAGGUUAUAUUCAAUUGAAGACUCUUAGAGGACAUAUGAUGAAAGUACACAAAUUGCCUUUGAAAACUGAGCAGGAAGAUCAUUUUGACAGUGUUGUUAAUACUUAUACUAUUCAGAAUUUGAAGAGGAAGACAGUUUUCCUUGAAUGUUAGAAAUAUAUUAAUGUCACACGAAAAGCUUUAUUUAAGAAAAGGGUUUAUCACAUUAGGCACACUUGGGCAUUUUCACGAAAAAAGAUUCAAAACCUUUUUCUUUUCAAAAAAGGUAGUAGUAGUAGUAAAACACUUUAUUGUACCAGAAAAUACUACCGCACAAGAAAAAGGCUUAUCACUAGUACAAAGGCGAACUUAUCCCUUUAAGGGAUCUCUUACAGUUAACCUUGGUUAAGGGUAAAUUUAUUGUUUUUCUUACUCAGAAUCACGAGCCCUUUCUAUCCUACUAGGCGGAAAAAAGCGUCCCAAAUAUUUUUUUUUCACUUCGUUACUAUUUUUCAAACACUACAGCGGUUACAAAGUAUGCAAAAUAAUAGAAAAUUUUGGGACCAUUUUUUGCUUUCUUUUUUUUAUCCUAGAUUGAAAGGGCUCGCGGUUCUGAGUAGGAAAAAUAUAAAAUUUGCAUACCUUAAAAAACAUUUUUUUUUUGUGAUUAUUCUCGCAAAAAUGCCCACUAUGCCACUUAGGGUCUCCCCAAACCUAUCGACGCGGAAUCGGCCUUUGCUGACCAAAAAUCACUCGUGAGUAUGACCAUGGCUACGCUCGUUCAUCGUCGUAAGCUUCUUCAUAC